This is a messenger RNA of Branchiostoma floridae (Florida lancelet), 2473 nucleotides long. RefSeq names its product cleavage stimulation factor subunit 3-like. NCBI's taxonomy places the organism in Eukaryota, Metazoa, Chordata, Leptocardii, Amphioxiformes, Branchiostomatidae. Gene Ontology annotation, molecular function: protein binding; mRNA binding. The record is from RefSeq and is a predicted model, not a curated record. Gene Ontology annotation, biological process: mRNA 3'-end processing. The coding region runs from base 188 to 2347 and encodes 719 amino acids. Gene Ontology annotation, cellular component: nucleus. The transcript is spliced from 23 exons.
AUAACAUCCGGGACAUUCCCUUCUCCUUUCUUCUCCGGGACGGCCAUUUUGUCUGUAGCGUGGUCAGGGUGUUUUCGCUCAUUUCUCGGGAUUUUCUCCCCCAAAUAAAACUGUUUUCUCCUUUAAUCCUGUGUGUAGAUGUUGCUUGGGUCGGAAUUUGUGUGUUAGGUGUGUUUUGUUGUUUCCCAUGAUGUCUGGAGCGGGCGAUGGAGGACUGGGAAAGGAUCAGGGAUAUAUCCCUGACCGAGUCAAGAAGGCGGAGAAGAGAAUCGAAGUGAACGCGUUUGAUGUAGAUGCAUGGAGUGUAUUGAUACGAGAGGCCCAGAACCAGAAUAUCGACAAAGCGCGGAACACGUACGAGCGACUGGUGGGCCAGUUUCAGACGGCAGGCCGCUACUGGAAGAUUUACAUUGAGGCUGAGAUGAAGGCCAGAAACUAUGAAAGAGUUGAAAAGUUGUUCCAGCGGUGUCUAAUGAAGGUGUUGAACAUCGACCUGUGGAAGUGUUACCUGAACUAUGUCAGGGAGACCAAGGGCAGUCUGCCCUCUUACAGAGAGAAGAUGGCUCAGGCAUAUGACUUUGCUCUGGACAAGAUGGGCAUGGACAUUAUGUCUUACCAGAUAUGGAGUGACUACAUUUCCUUCCUGAAAGGAGUGGAGGCAGUAGGUUCGUACGCAGAGAACCAGCGUAUCACAGCAGUACGGAGGGUGUAUCAGCGGGGAUGUGUCAACCCCAUGGUCAACAUAGAACAGCUGUGGAGAGAGUACAACCAAUAUGAGACUGGCAUCAACCCCAUCAUAGCCAAGAAGAUGAUAGAAGAUCGCAGCAGGGACUACAUGAACGCCAGACGGGUGGCAAAGGAAUAUGAAGCUGUGACCAGAGGUCUGAACAGAAACAUGCCGUCCAUCCCACCCACUGGUACUCCUGAUGAAGUCAAACAGGUUGACCUCUGGAAGAAGUACAUCAGUUGGGAGAAAGGCAACCCACUGAGAACAGAGGACCACGCUGUCAUCGCAAAGAGAGUAAUAUUUGCGUACGAGCAGUGCAUGCUGUGCCUGGGCCAUCGCCCUGACAUCUGGUAUGAGGCUGCCAAAUACCUGGAGGAGUCCAGCAAACUGCUGUCUGAGAAGGGGGACCUGAAUGCCGGAAAGAUGUUCAGUGACGAGGCAGCAGCCAUGUAUGAGAGAGCCAUCUCCACUCUACUCAAGAAGAACAUGAUGCUCUACUUCUCCUACGCUGACUUUGAAGAGAACCGCAUGAAGCACCAGAAAGUCCAUUCCAUCUACAACAAGCUGCUGGGUAUUGAUGAGAUAGACCCAACACUGGGUUACAUCCAGUACAUGAAGUUUGCCAGGAGAGCGGAAGGCAUCAAGUCAGCCCGGAGUAUCUUCAAGAGAGCGAGAGAAGACAACAGGUCCAAGUACCACGUGUAUGUGUCAGCUGCACUCAUGGAGUACUUCUGUAGUAAGGAUAAGAACAUAGCCUGUAAGAUCUUCGAGCUGGGUCUGAAGAAGUACAGUGACAGUGCUGACUACAUCCUACAGUACCUGGACUUCUUGUCGCAUCUUAAUGAGGACAACAACACCCGGGUUCUGUUUGAAAGGGUGCUGACUUCAGGGGCUCUUCCUGUGGACAAACAAGGUGAGAUCUGGGCCAAGUUCCUGGAGUUUGAAUGCAGUAUUGGUGACCUUUCGUCUGUCCUGAAGGUCGAAAAAAGACGGAGAGACAUCUUUAAAGAGGAGUUUGAAGAUCGUGAGACGUGUCUCCUGGUGGACAGAUACAAGUACCUGGACCUGUUCCCCCUGUCUACGUCAGAACUCAAGGCUGUGGGCUUCAAACUACGACCUACCACAGCUGACCUAGUGUCGGGUUCGGAGGUGCCUGCAGCUGCCCUACCAGAGAUAGACGAGUUCAAGAAACCCGAGUACCCCAAACCUGCUACUGACCAGAUGUUACCCUUCAAACCCAGGGCUCUGGCUCCUCCUGGGAUGCACCCUGUUCCUGGUGGUGUGUUCCCCAUGCCUCUCCCAGCAGCCUCUCUGCUCAACCUCAUGCCCCCACCUACCUGCUUCCAUGGCCCCUUUGUUAAUAUUGAUGACUUGGUGAAGACCUUUGAAACCUGUGCAUUGCCAGAAGAUCCCUCUCAGCUUUUAGACAAGAUGUGCAAUGGUGAGGAAACUUCCAAUCCUAAGUUGUUCCCGAUCCCCCUCCAAAAUUCCGACUCUGCAAAGAAAGGCCAGAAACGUCCCGCGGAAAACGAAGCAAAGGAAGAAUCGGAUGAUGAGGACAACGUAGCGCCGCCCGCACACGAUAUCUACCGCAGUCGACAACAGAAACGUGUCAGAUAGAACUGUCCUUGUCAAUCAAUCAAUCAAACAAGCAAUUCUUUUGAUAUUAGGUGGUUACGUGUUUUAGAUUCGUUAAUUGUAUCUGUAUGCUAGGAGACUUUCUUUAGACAGUGAAGUUGUAAAAUA